AUGGCUACAACAGCCGCAGAAAUGGAAUCUGAAACCUGGGUUCACUACCAUGACGGCGGCGUACCGGGUCGACGGCGCGUACUCAAGGGAGCCGAAGCAAAGGAAACAUUCAGCGCACUACCCAAGAUUGACUUUCAGCGGAUAUACUCGGACAAUAUUGAAGAUAGAAAAGAGCUGGCCAAGGAAGUAGGCGCUGCUUGUCGAGACGUUGGCUUCUUCUACGCAGUAAACCAUGGCGUAGACGAAGAAGUAUUAGAGGAUACUUUUGCCGCAUUAGAAAAAUACUUUGCCCUCCCCACCGACGUCAAAAUGGAAACCCAUAAUCAAAAGACGGAGAAAUUCAGAGGCUACGAGGCGUUCUUGGAGGGAAAACUAGAUCCCAGUACACGAGGUGAUCUCAAAGAAGGCUUCCUAAUGGGCGAAGACUUCACCGACCCAGAACAACUCUCCCUCCUAACCUCGACGCCCUCUCCCAGCGCCCAAACCCCACGCAACCAAUGGCCCACCCACCCCUCCGCUCUCUUCUGGCGACCCGCCCUCUACCGCUACUACCGCGCCAUGUUCACCUUCAGCAAGCGCCUGCUACGCAUCUUCGCCCUCGCCCUCUCCCUCCCGGAGACGCACUUUGACAAGAUAACCUCGCACCCCAUGACCAACGUCCGCGCCGUCCACUACCCGCCGCAGCAACGCGCCUCGGACGUCGGCAUAGGCGCCCACACGGACUUUUGCUGGUUCACCCUCGUCUGCCAAUCCCCGACUUCCUACCCGGCCCUCGAGGUGCUGAAUGCCAAUGGCGGCUGGGUCCCCGUGCACUACGAACCGCGUGCGUUUGUGGUGAAUAUUGCCGAUUUCUUGAAAUUGGUGACGGGCGCAACGUGGCAGAGUACUGUGCAUCGGGUGCGCAAUAUCGGGGGCGAGGAGAGGUAUAGUGUGCCGUUUUUCUUCAGUCCGAAUGAGGAUGCUCGAGUAGGGGUUUUGCCGCAUUUGCGGAAGGAAGGAGGCCAAGGGGAUGAUAGGGAGUGGGGGGUUGGAGAGUAUUUUCAGAUGAGGUUGGGGAUUGAUCGGACAACGCAUUUGGAGGGUAAGGAUGAGGAAGAGGAAGGGAAAGGGGAGGGGAAGGGAGAGGAAUGUCCGUGA
Messenger RNA from Bipolaris oryzae ATCC 44560, 1137 nucleotides. RefSeq lists its product as uncharacterized. The coding region runs from base 1 to 1137 and encodes 378 amino acids. Lineage: Eukaryota; Fungi; Ascomycota; Dothideomycetes; Pleosporales; Pleosporaceae. The record is from RefSeq and is a predicted model, not a curated record. The transcript is spliced from 3 exons. Gene Ontology annotation, molecular function: dioxygenase activity.